AUGGAAAAAUAUUUGAAAGAAGAGAUUGAAGAAGAAAUUUUGAAUCUAAAAAUUCAUUUUUAUAACUAUGAUGAAUUUGAUGGCUUAGAAAAAAUCGGUGAUAAUGAAUUUGGGCUGACGAUGUAUAAAUCUAAAUGGGAAAAAAGGAACCUUGUGGUUUUUUUUAAAAGUGUAGAAGUUGAUACUAUUCAGAAUGAUAAGACCUUUCAAGGGUUUACUACUGAAGUAUUAUCAUUUUAC
Messenger RNA from Racocetra fulgida, 240 nucleotides. The record is from the annotation of a GenBank genome assembly. Lineage: Eukaryota; Fungi; Glomeromycota; Glomeromycetes; Diversisporales; Gigasporaceae.